AUGGGUAAAGUUUUGGACGCAUUUAAGGAAAUGGCACAAAACUGCUCUCCGCCGGCGCCCCCAACACCGCCACUCAGCUUCCGGGAAAUCUGCGAAACAUGCUGCGCCACAGUGCAGUCGAGCACGUGUCCAAACCCGGGAGAAUGGCGGCUGGUGGUGGGUGGCGUCCUGGCGGGCGCCGUGUCCGUCGCCGCCGUGCGACUUUGGCAACGCUGUGAAAGUUCUUCGCGCGGGUCGAGAAGCGACUCUUACAAAAGGAAACUCGCCAAACUUCGAGGAAUGCGCCCGGAAACUCUGGAGUUUCGCAAACAAUCUUUCUCCAUCAGGCGAGUUUCAUGCGGAACUACUUUCGCAAAGAAAACGAGCCCGGAAAUAGUAUCUAGCGACAGAGACUCUGGUGGAAGUAGCAAAGAAGGACAACAAGGAACGGAUCCAAAGCCGGGGUCUGAAAACGCGGAAAUUUUGCGGGCUCCAAUAGGAAAAGCACCACGUGCAGAAAAGCCAGAAUUGCAAGAAGUGUUCAUGAAUCAUCGGAGGUCUUCUCUCGUUGAUCAAAGGACAGGCGGGUACGGAAAAGAGACGUUUGGUGGCCCCAAUUUUGAUAUUUCUGAAGACCCAGUUGAGCAAGCCUCCAAAAAGGAGAGUGAAAUGGACAAAAAGAUUUCAAAGGAACUAUCACAAGUUGCCCUGGACGCGAAACAAACUGCACUCAUCGGAAAAGGUUCCAAAGAACCCAUAACCGUGUCAGAUUUGGCCAUGGGCGGUGGUUCCGCAGUGGCAUCUCGGACAAAAGAAGGCAUAUCCUCCGCUGCGACCACGUCUGGACAAUCCAAAGGAACCACCUCGAUAGAUUUCAUGGAAUCUGUGCCAACUGGUUCGGCGGGAGGCGGAACUGGAUCAAUUCCGGCCGGAUCUGGUUCGAUUUUAGCGGAAGAAGCUGGGACAUCUACUAGAACCUUCAAGACGGUGCACGGCGGAAGUGGUGCCAUGCCUCAAGCCCUCGACACGAGUGUACCACCGACAGGGCUUUCCAGUGCCACUGGCGAUGGGUUGCAGUCUUACAUGGACCCUGGCGCGGAUGAGUCGGGUCAAGAUGGUGGUGGAGGUGGAGGAGAAGAGGAGCAGACUGCAGCGUCACAAGACGAUCUACCUUCUGGAGGGGGUCCUGAUGAACCUGAUGGAGGGGAUCCUGAUGGAGUCUGUCCAGACCCUCCAGUCAAGUGUGAACACGUUUCAGAAUACAUAGAGAAGGAUGAGGAUGAGUUGGAAAAAUUGAAGGCAAUUGGUGCCUUUCCUUCUUGUGGACUCCCAGUCUUCCCCAUUUGCCCUCCCCUGAGUGCGAAACAACAAACGGCCCUGGGCAACGAUCGACGGUCUUCCAUUCGCGGCUCAACCUCAUCGACACAGCCUUCAGCUGAACCCCCAACAAAGGAAGCAAGGAGAUCGUCGCAAACUGGGAGUCGUCAGGGGUCUACUAAAACCCUCUUGGACAAAGAGUCAGAAUUCGCUCCUUGCGUCGACGAUUACGCCUUGUCGACGACGCAGGACGACGGCACUGUCACAGUUUUUGUCCACACUCAAGAUGGCAGAGAGCCUCUGAUCGUUCGGACCGCGGGAACUUGUCCUUGUCCUCAAUGUUUACCAAGACCCCCGAGGCCCUCGAAAGGCGUUUGGGAGAGCAUUUUGGAUACUUUCUGGCCCAUCGAAAAUCCGCCUGAAGUCGGUUGUGCGGGGAAGAAAGGAUUUGCGACCGUUGCACUGACUUGUUGCCAAGCAGCCUCGGCUCUGGGACAAGGCAUGAGUUUUGCUGACAUUGGAUGUUGUUACGAGAGAUUCAUCCUCGUGAACAAGGCACUUGAUGGAACAACCGUGAGGACAUUGAAGAAGUACUUCACCGUCAUCCCUCUCAAUGUCAACGAGUGCAAUCCGCACGAAUUCAGCCAUGCGUCAGCAGUAGCUUUUCUAUGGUCGCUAUGUGAAUUUAGAACCCUCGUUUACUUCGAUCCAACCUGCAAGGUCGUCACUCGAGAAUGCGAAGACCUCCUCGACAUUGAGAGCCUCACUGUGAACUUAGUCGUUAGCGAUAAGCUGACAUCUGCUCAAGAAUGUCAGAUCAUCGUUCUACAGCCGUCUCUGACUCGUUAUGAAGCAAUGAAGACAGCUUUGGACAACCAGGCUGAAUCGGCUGGAGAUUGUAGCCAAGUUAAUCUGUGUUCGGCAAUAGUCGACGCAUUUGGGGAGCCGAAUUACCUUCCUUGGCAACCGCAGAAAAUAGUAGUGAAAGAAAUGCAACUGAUUCAUCACUGGAUAAUUGCUGCCUUUGUAACGAUUUACAACAGGAUCCGUGUGCAAGCCGACGAUGACAUAAUCACCCUCUUUCGCCACUUCCUCGAGAAAAUCAAGGUGUCCAAUGUGGAACAGAUCAAAGGCACCGUUGUAGACGGCAAAAAUUGCGAUACACCAGUGUACGGAGACCGUCCCAGAGAAUUCAUCAACUUCGGCUCUUUCUCCGCAUCUGUAGUUUCCCAUCCAUCUACAUCGUACUCUCGUUCACCCGUCAAUAAAUGCGACUUCAACAUCAACAGCAUUCGCCCCACCAAAUCGGUUGUCGAAACACCUUGUACGCAGGGAAAAUUCAAGACGACCCAGAUCAGUGGGUUGCGGAAGCAACCAAUUUCAUUAUCGCUGGUGCGGAUGCAAUUUUCUUUCAUUUCCUUCCCAGUCCCCUGCAACAUCCCAUAA
Notodromas monacha is the source of this 2742-nucleotide messenger RNA. The record is from the annotation of a GenBank genome assembly. Lineage: Eukaryota; Metazoa; Arthropoda; Ostracoda; Podocopida; Cyprididae.